CGUGGCAUGGCAACUGGCCAGGCUGAGGAAGUGGGUUGGUGGCUGAGUCCAGGUUGUGAGUGCGGGUCCGUCCGCGAACCUUGACCCCGGUUCCCGGGGCAACCCGAGAGGCGGCAGAGGCAAUGGCGACCAGCGGUGGGGGAGAUGAGGGAGGAGGAACGAGGCGGCGACGGGGACACGGACACGGACACGGCAGCGGAAAGGCGUCGCGGACCCUGAGCCACAAGGAUUUGAAGGAACUGAAGGAGGAGGAGGAGGAACACCGGGAUUCAACUGAACUCAGUUGCCAUAAGCUCCAGGAGUCCUUGUUGAGCUCAGCGAGUGGGUUCAGCAAUUACAGAGGAAUUCUCAAUUGGUGUGUGGUGAUGCUGAUUUUGAGCAAUGCACGCCUUUUCCUGGAGAAUCUUAUUAAGUAUGGCAUCUUAGUGGAUCCAAUCCAAGUAAUCUCACUCUUCCUGAAGGAUCCCUAUAGCUGGCCUGCUUUGUGUCUCAUCAUUGCCUCGAACAUUUUUGUAAUAGUGACGCUGCAGAUUGAGAGGAAAAUAGCUGUGGGUUCUUUGUCUGAGAGAUGGGGGUUCAUCUUGCACACCAUUAAUCUGAUCACCAUACUCACCUUCCCUGCCGCUGUGGUGUUAACUGUCCCCUCUGUAACUCCAGUUGGUGCUGUGCUGGCUCUGAUGUGCUACACCGUCCUCUUCCUCAAGUUCUACUCGUACAAGGACGUAAACAGAUGGAGUAGGGAACAGUGCAAAGCCAAAGUGAAGACUUUAUCAAGGUCAAUGUCAGCGCCCGGGCUGAAGGAGAAUGGAGAAGCCGUACAGUCGGUAGUGGUGUAUCCAGGAAACCUGACGUACAAAGAUAUGUACUACUUCCUGUUUGCACCCACCCUGUGCUACGAGCUAAACUUCCCCCGGUCACCCCGAAUCCGCAAGCGGUUCCUGCUGAGGCGAAUGUUUGAAAUGCUUUUCUUCAUCCAGUUACAAGUGGGGUUAAUUCAGCAGUGGAUGGUGCCAGCCAUACAGAAUUCCAUGAAGCCAUUCAGAGAUAUGGACUAUUCCAGGAUGAUUGAACGCCUUCUGAAGCUUGCCGUACCCAACCACCUGAUCUGGCUCAUCUUCUUCUACUGGUUCUUCCACUCCUCUAUGAACUUCUUGGCUGAGCUGAUGCAGUUCGGAGACCGGGAGUUCUACAGGGACUGGUGGAAUUCGGAAACAGUGACGUACUUCUGGAAGAACUGGAAUAUUCCCGUCCACAAGUGGUGCAGCAGACACUUCUACAAGCCCAUGCUGAAGCAGGGGGUGAACAAGCGAACGGCUCAGACAGCAGUCUUCCUCGCCUCAGCUUUCUUCCAUGAGUACCUGGUCAGCGUCCCUCUGAAGAUGUUCCGGCUCUGGGCAUUCAUGGGCAUGAUGGCGCAGGUGCCGUUGGCCUGGCUGGUGGGCCGGUUCCUGAGUGGGAAUUACGGCAAUGCAGCCGUCUGGCUCUCCCUGAUCAUUGGUCAGCCAGUGGCCGUCCUCAUGUACGUCCACGACUACUACAUCCUGAACUACGGCGGCAGCCUGUGACUCCCGCACCCUCCUGCCACCCUCACCAGGAGCCUUCGGGUGGGGGGAGAGCAAGUGUCCCUAUUUCAUUACCUGAGUGAGAGAUUAAUGCCUUAAAGGGGCAGGAAACGACCCUUUAAUUAGAAGUAACUCCAGCUGUGGGGAGUGGAGGGGGUCAGGGC
Mobula hypostoma (lesser devil ray) is the source of this 1726-nucleotide messenger RNA. RefSeq names its product diacylglycerol O-acyltransferase 1a (gene dgat1a). The coding region runs from base 123 to 1565 and encodes 480 amino acids. The transcript is spliced from 17 exons. Gene Ontology annotation, biological process: triglyceride biosynthetic process. Gene Ontology annotation, molecular function: diacylglycerol O-acyltransferase activity. The record is from RefSeq and is a predicted model, not a curated record. NCBI's taxonomy places the organism in Eukaryota, Metazoa, Chordata, Chondrichthyes, Myliobatiformes, Myliobatidae. Gene Ontology annotation, cellular component: endoplasmic reticulum membrane.